Molecule: messenger RNA, 810 nt
Organism: Cladophialophora immunda
Lineage: Eukaryota; Fungi; Ascomycota; Eurotiomycetes; Chaetothyriales; Herpotrichiellaceae
Exons: 2
Coding region: 1-810 (269 amino acids)
Molecular function (GO): protein binding
Source: RefSeq, a predicted model, not a curated record
AUGCCGGAGACAGUCCGCGUGAAAGAGACAAACACAGAUAUGCCGAAAGCUGGGUCAGACAACAAGAUGUCUUGGAGCGAAAAUCCCACGGGCAAGGGCAGUAUUGAUGAACCCCCAAGCAAGAAGCCCCGCAACGAAGUUAGAAAAGACAGCUCCCAAGGCCUUAACAUGUACUCUUACGCGGAUAUUGUUGCGGUCACCGUUGGCAAGGAGAAGGUGAAAUAUGGGAUUCACAAGCAAAUUUUGGUGUCAAAAUGCCCGUUCUUCGACAAGUGUCUUGGUGCAGGCAUGAAAGAAGCUCAAGAGAAUGCAGUUGCUCUUCCGGAUGAUGACCCAAAGGCUUUCGACGUCGUCGUCCGAUGGAUGUACACUGGUCGCUUGAACGGUUUUGGGACACCCGGAUUCCUCCUCCUCAAUGCAUACAUUCUCGCCGACAAGUAUUGCAUUCCCGAUCUCCAGAAUGCAAUCGCCGAUGUUUUCAGAGCUGGUGUCUUUAUCUCUCUGGGACAUGCCUCAUGGGCAUGGGGAAGGCUGCCAGAGGGGUCGCCGCUUCGCCAACUAUUUUUGGAUCAGAUGCAUUAUUGGAUUGCAUCAUAUCCAGAUAGAUACCGACGGGGCAGCAUAGGUACAGUGGAUGCCUCUGCAGCAGCAUUGGAGGAGAUUUUUAAGGGAAAUGCUGGUUUAACGACUGCAUUGCUAUGGAAGAUAAUAGACCACAGCCGCAACUCGGGGAGCUGUAUUCCUACCAGCCCAGCUUCGGGCGUUAGUUGCCUUUAUCAUGUCCACGAAGACGGAAGGAAAUGCAAGUGA